AUGAGCACCGACGAUUUGACAUCCGCCGUAGCGGACCUCCAGCUGACCGAGACGCCCGCCGGCGAACCCGAAGCACCUCAGCCACCCGUCGGCGAAGAAUCACCUGAGCUAUUGGCCGAGUCGAGCUUUCCUGAGUGGUCUUGGCCAGCUACGCCACUGGGCCUCCUUGACAAAUUCUCAGGAGAGGUUCGAAACCAGAUCUACGGGCAUCUGCUUGAUGGGAAUCUCGUCAGAAAUGCAUUCUACAAAGCCGAAAAUGGUGAGACCAAGGCCGUCGAGUACUACAAAGAUUACCGUCUCUCGAAUCUGGCACAUGGGAUCAAGUUCCGCACUAACAUCAUGCUUACCAGCAAGGCAGUGUACGCAGAAGCAAAGGCAGUGCUUCUUAAACGCAACGACUUCGUCAUAUUCUCAUGGCAAUGGGACCCUUUCCUCCAUUCCGGGGAGGUUCCGUUCAUGGCUCUGCUUAUAGAACACAACGUCCCGACAAUCUCCUCCGCAACCGACAACUUCGAUUAUGAAUCCAUGCGCCUACAUUUUCGCCAUCGAGAAUGGCCGCAAAACGAAAGUAGGGCCCACAAUGCUGAAUCUCUAAUCAUGCUGGCCUGUGAUCUUGGACAUCUUUUCCAAGUGAUCAGCUGCUAUGCAGUAAACAGACUCAUGGCCGGUACUGUAAUGCUGAAAGACGCCCACAACGGAACUUUGAAGAGCUUUACAGGCCCAAGCGAUGAGCUUGACAAAGCUCACGAGCUCACCAUCGAGCUCCGCCAGUUACCGAACAAGCGGGAUGUCUAUGCUGAAGCCGCGCGCAUGCUCUACCAACUUCAACAUCCUGUCUGCCCUGCGCUUCGUUUGACGUAG
Messenger RNA from Saxophila tyrrhenica, 861 nucleotides. RefSeq lists its product as uncharacterized. The coding region runs from base 1 to 861 and encodes 286 amino acids. The transcript is spliced from 3 exons. NCBI's taxonomy places the organism in Eukaryota, Fungi, Ascomycota, Dothideomycetes, Mycosphaerellales, Extremaceae. The record is from RefSeq and is a predicted model, not a curated record.